AUGCAAAGAGGUUCGUCAAAGGAGGACGAGGACGAGGAGGACGAGGACGAGGAGGACGAGGUGCAGUCGUCAAAGACCUCGUUGUUUCGUAGAGCACACCAUAGUGCGUAUAGUGAGCCAACUGACGUGCAGGCCACAUGCCGUGACCUGCGUGGGGCAAGUCAGGAUGCAGUGUAUGGCAGCAGAUUCCUUCGUCUUCCUUCCUCUUGUCCCGUCUUCAUCCUCCCGCAGAUGCGGCAGUUCAGGUCGCUCUCUCUCUUCUCACAGCACGUAGCGGAGACCUUCCUCGAGUGUCACCAUAAUCACGCACAUGGCGAUGAGCCAGCCCAACGAGCAGCUUGGCCUCGACUCGACUCGGAAGAAGAAGAAGCGACCUGCGGACGGACUUCUCGCGCGAUUUGCAGUGGACGAUUUGCUCAAGUCCUGCGUGGCACGCGUCCCAAUGGACAGAACCGCUGGACGGUCUCGGCUGUCCCGUCUUCCGAGUUGGACCGACCUCGCGCCAUCAUGAUCUCCGAUCCCUUCCCAUGUGAUCGAUCGCAUUUGCCUGAUCUGCCACGCAUGAGUCUCAGUCCGAUUUCUGCCGUCCAUUGGAUCUCUGCAGCAACAAGACCAGCAGAAGUGCGACCGAUUGGGAUCUCGUUAUCCCCUGGCUGUUUCCAAGCAACGGACGCCCACCGACGACAGUACAAUGCACUCAUCCAGAACCGCGUGAAUGCGCUCCUUCAGGAUGAACGGCACUACCUUGAACGAAGAAGUCGCGGGGAACCGAUGCUCGAUCCGAAACAGUGGAAACAAGUCAAGAAGGAGAAGGACUUGACCUUCUACCGCCGACGGACUCAUAGGGGACGACAGUCCCGGGUUGACAUCACCCAAGAAGAAGAAGGAGGAGAAGAAGAAGAACUCCCGGAGAUUCAACGGGCUAUUGAUCGGGGGUACACCACGUUGAUCUGCGACGGAGUUGUCAAAGGAACCAUUGAAGACAUGCUCUACGGCAUGACUGCCUCGUCCCAAGACGACCUCCUCACGGGGUUCUCGUUCCGGAACCCACCUAAAGACUGCGUCUGGCUAGGAACCGUUGAACGGGCGACACCUGCUGAUCCGUUCCACACCGCCGACUUGAUCUGGGCUCUGCCAAAACUGCCUCCCAUCCUGGAUCAAGUCGACGUGUGUUACCUCAAAGCUACGGGCCAAGCACUGGAUCGAGACGGCAGACGCUAUGGCUACGUCGUGCUGCAUAGCGUCCACAUUGCACAGUGUCCUGCUUUCGAAGCUCAUGGCAUCUCGCGCUCGAAAAUGUACUUUACCUGUUUAGUGCGGGAGCCCCAACCUGGCGUGUUGAAAGUCACUGUUCGAGGCAUCUUUGACCUGAGCAAGAAGGUGCGGAUGCUAACCGGCCUCGUGUCAGCUGCUACGACGUCCCUCAUGGUCGGUCUUUUGAACGCUGUUGGCAUUGGGGAAGCCAAGAAACUCACGCUUUUAGCUCAUCGCAAGAAGAGAUCGACAAUCGGUGAUGUCGUUCGGCCUCGGAGACAAUCGGUGUGCUCCUUGUGCUGCAAACGCGAGUCGUUUUUCGGUCGCGUUCAUCUCUUCAGAGCUCACUUGUCAACGUGCUAUAUCUGUGAAGCCACGGUUUGCUCCAAUUGUACACGGGGUAAGAACCAGCGGAUCUUCUUAGGAGUUACCCGUCCCUGCUCGAAGGUUGACUGCUGUCCGAAUUGCGUGCAAGCUGCAGUGACAAUGAUCCACGUCCAGCCGUCGGAACCCGAGUUUCAAGUUGUAGCGGAGUACUACCUGAACCAGCCAUCUUCAUCUUCAUCCGAGCUGGACGCGCUGUUUUCUUUCAACGGCAUGAAAACCAACGCGUCCUCGACUCUCCCGACGAACUCGACGUCAGUUGAAAGCUUGGGCGAGUACACGCUCGAGUUCGAAGACGAUCCGUUUUCAGUGGCGCUAGAUCUACCGGAACUUCGUCGGAGCUCUGGAGACAGUGAGGACAACAAUCUUGAGCUUGAAGUGGACACGGACGAGGUGGAUUCAGGUCCUGAAGCAGAGGCAGGAUCGAUUGAAAGCUCCAUUACGGUCUGGUUAGGAGGUCGACAUCGUAUCAGUAUCGACGACGAAGAUUUCAUCCCGCAAACAGCUCCUGACACUAUGUACUCGGACAGGUUAUACGCCAAUGCUCGACUUGCUGAGCGGGUUGACCAGAGACUUCUGGAAUUGAACAUCCGAGUGGAACGCCCGUACGCCCAGACACAAGAAGUGACGCUAUUGAGACAAGGGGGAGGAGGGUAA
Peronospora matthiolae is the source of this 2295-nucleotide messenger RNA. The record is from the annotation of a GenBank genome assembly. Lineage: Eukaryota; Oomycota; Peronosporomycetes; Peronosporales; Peronosporaceae.